AUGCAAUUUAAAUACACGAGCUGCGCGCUUUUAGUCGUGCUCCUCUGCAUUUCAUUCACAAGCCAUCUUGUACGAGCAAGAAGUUUAAAAGGUGGGUGUUUAUUAUUAAGGCUAUUUUCUCACUAUACGGUAUAGUAUGAAGACCUAUCCGAUAUGUGACGCUCCACUUUCGAGUUCAGGGCGGCGGAGUCUCGAUUCGUUACCGAAAUCGCCCCGAAAUCAGCAUUCUUAUGUGUCCAGCAUUCCUAUGUGUCCGGCAUUCUCAUGCCCUGUCCGGUAUGGUUUUCAUUCCAGAGCAGAAGCUUUCUGGUAUAGAGUGAACAUUUCCUAAGGGUUGCGCAAUAAGUUCGGUCUAAGAAUUUGAACUUUUAACAAAGCCGUGAUUAACCUUUUAUCAUGGCAAAACGCUAUAAUCUUCGUAGAAAUUUUCCUUACCUAUAGAAGCACAUAACCUUGUACCACCUGUGUAUCAUCUAAUCGCAAUAGCUUUAAAAGUGUUACGCGGGUCAUAUUUUUGCCGUGUGACCUGAAUUAUGUCUAAAACACUUCAAACUUUUCAGCAAACUAUAAAAAUAUGGUGGUGCUGAAUAUCUAACUCCAAAAAACUUUGAAAUUUUUCUAACAUAAUUUUUUUUUCCUUGGGUAGAUUUAGCAAGUAUUUCAAAAGGUAAGAUUAUUUUGUUUUCUGCUUUUCAAAUACAAAUAAUGGCAAGAAAGUGAAAAAUAAUAUUCAUCAAACCAAUGGGAGUGACAAAAUAAAAACUAACGACAGUAAUCGCUGGAGAUAAGAUAAUAGACGAAGUUUUAUACGUUGCCCUUACCCAAGGUCCAACCCUCCUACCCUGUUAUAAACCCUAUUUAGUUUUUCGCUGAAAGGUACUCCGUACACCUUCCAAUUGAAAAUGGUACCCCGUUCCUACUUUGUAUGAAUAUACCGAGUCAUUUUCAACUUAUAUACAGCUAUAAGAGGCGUCUUUUCGAAAUAUUUUAAUUAAAAGAAUGAGGGGUUAAAGCGUUCAUCACUUCUCCAUCAUCCCAAAUUAGGAGCUUAUCACGUGAAUACUAUAAAGAGGUAUAAAAGAGUAGGCUUUUGCAGAUUAACAGAAGCCCAUUACCCGGAGGGAGUACCUCCCUUGUGUCCAGGCAACGGCGUUUUUACUGACCAGUUUAUUCUGAGAUCGAUUUUCCCGCAAAUUUUGAAUAUCAAAAUAGUCUUACAAAUCAGUCAUAAAAAAACUGGAGAUUAGAUAAAAGCACUUCUGAUGUUUUGAUAGCAUUUACUUCCUCUUUUUGAAAUUACCGUAGUAUGGAUGCGCACGCAUACGGAAGGGUGCUUCCAUUUUCGCAGGAAAAAGUGCUCAAAAAUAAUUAUAAAAAAUAACCUAAUCUGUGAAAACGCUGUUGCUUGGGCGAAGUAUCCGUCACGUCAAAAACGAGACGGAAAAUGGGCCGUAUAACUCUCGCAAAGCCUUCUGGGACUGUUACUGGAGACAGGAAAAUUAAAUAGUGCGUGAUUGAUAUAUUAAAAUUCUGAUAUGACUCCGAGGCUUUCUGGUCAUUUUUCUACAUUUGGUUUGGUUUUCUUUGUGUCCAAGUCUCUUUGGAAAAUUGCGAGACAAUAGAGUCGUGAAUUAGCAAUUUUGAACCUUAAGCCUCCGUUUAAUGUUAAAAAAUAUCGAAGGUGGGCAAUUAGCCAAUAGCUGACCGGCGCGUCCCAGAAGUAACGAUCCCAGAUGUCUUUGCGAAAGACAACUUGGCCUAGUUUCCUUCUCGGCUUUUUUAAAGUACCAAUGGGAGCUGCACGAUUCGGGGGGUAUGGGCUCCUACCCAAGUACACCUGUAUUUUCUUUUCUUUAGAAGAAGAUAAUGACCUAGAAUCAAAAGAUGAGAUCGACAGCGACAGCACUGACUUAACAGACGAUGAUUCAGAUGAAGCUACAGAUACAGCCGUUGAUACAGAUGAUGCAGACACCGAGGAUUCUGGUAAGAAAAUAUUCAGAAUGCACCGUGUGAUUCUUUUACUUCCCUUUCGCCCCAUAUAGGGAAUUACAAGACAGUCUACUUCUUGGAUUCCGGAUUCCAAGCCGUGGAUUCCGGAUUCCAGCCAAGUACAGAUCUUUGUCAGCGGAACUUGGAUUCCAUUCGUUACUGGAAUUCCGGAUUCCUAAAGCAGCAUUCUGGAGCCCAAAGCCUUGCAUUCCGGAUUUCACAAGCAAAAAUUUCCAAGAUUCGGGAAUCCAGAUUCCAGUACAUGGAGCGAUCAGUUUUCUUUCACUGAAUCACGGAGAACCUCUCAACUUUUGGAAAAACAUUUUUCCAUUUCCCUUUUAGGCUGCUGAAUGCUUUUGCUAAGUUGAUUUGUUAAUUUUUUGCUCUCUUUUAUUGCAGGGAGUAAUAUAGAGGCUACGAAGAGAGGAAAGCUUGCCAAAGAUUACUACUUCGAAGGUAUGUAAACUGAACAAAAAAUUAGAUUUAUAGAAAAUCUGCUCGGGACAAAUAUAAUACAAAAAAGUGCAAGGUAGGAGGAAACCAGGGAUAUAUGGUAAAUCGAUUUGGUAAAUACCGCAUUUUCCUCUAAUUUAGAACUUCGAGUUAACCAACAAGCUUUUAAGGUGGCUCAUUAUGUCACAGUAGCAUUUUCACCAUUUCUAUUUUGAUCGAUCAACUCUUUCAAUUGAUGCUACAGUAAUAGCAGCAAAUAAAUGCAGUUUCUGGUGAAUACAUCAGCACCAUUUUUAUAUAAAAAGUUACUAUAGCAACGAAGUAGCCUUUUUAUCUUGCCCCUUCAUCUUAGCGUUAAGUACUUAAAAGGAAGUUUGUCCCUCCACUUUUUUCUCACAGAAUUGAAACCAGCAUGUCGAGGUUUAGUAGUUUAAUUUCACCACACGCUGUUUAAACUUGAUCUAGUUAAGUGUUUAUUUCAUUCGAGGCGUGCUGACAUUGCUCCACCGAGGCCCACGUGUUCAUCGUCUUCAUCCGAUUGCGAGCCAUUUUCUCUCACCCUUUGUCGGAUUCUUGCCCGCUUUGUCCUUUCCCAUUUUUUGUUAUAUCAGUUUAUAGGCUUCCAUGACAGGUACGUUAAAAAACGUUUAGAACAGCAUGUUUGGUGGAGCUCGCAGAACCUUGUCCUACCUGUACGAGGCUCGCUGUAACUGUUCAUAAUAAGAGGAUUUCUAUGGAUUGGGUCCACAGCCCCUUACAUUUUCGAACAAUUUUAAUAAUCAGAUGAAGCUGCAUCCGGAAGUGGAGGCGAAAGCGGAAGUGGAGAAGAAGCAGCAAAACCACCACCUGGUAAGUCGCUUAGAUUGUUCUCCAGUUGCCAUGCAGUCAGCCUGCGAUCAAGCUCUCAAUCAGGAGACGUUGUAAAAAGUCACUCCUCAGUGGCACGCAAAGGGGAUUCGAGAACAAGGGUCGGGGGAUAGAGUCCUUUGCUCAGUCCUGUCUUGUCUUGUACAGUCUUGUCUCGUCGCUUCGCUCGCCACUAAAAUAAUGAUAUUACAAUAAAUAUUUUGGUUGUAGAGCGUAAGGCUUUGAGGGCAGCGCAUGUUAAAAAAAAACGUCCGUCAAACCACAAUGGCUGAUGACAAACUAUUCCUUGAAUGGAAAAAAAUUGCGUUGUAGCUAUCAUAUACCACGCCGCCAAGACUGAUGCCGAACUGAUUUCUUGUUGUAGUAGUGACAAAAGAAAGUGAAUUUUAAAGAAGACGUUUCACUUAAUAUUCAAAUUUCGAGAAAUAAAUUUUGCUAUUUAGUGAUUUUUAUGCAUUUUAUUUAUUUAUUCAUGAUUUUCUCGUUUCUUAUUCAGCUGAGCCUCUGUGUAAGCCACCUUGUGUCCUUCGGCCAGGCCCGGAGCACUGGGUACCACGUCCUCGAUACGAACCUGGCCCUGCCAUCCCCCCUCCCCCUCUUGAGCCACCCCCACCCCCUCCUCCCUGCCCUCCGAUGUGCAUGCAAACAUGCGCUCCUACAUGUGAUCCAAGCUGCUGCCAAGCUCCAAUGGCCUUACCACCUCCUCCACCGGUUCAAGCUUGCCAACCGUCAUGUGCACCAACCUGCUGCCCACCACCACCACCCCCACCAGUUCAAACUUGUCAACCAUCAUGUGCACCCACUUGUUGUCCAGAACCACCACCUCCUCCCCCUCCGCCUCCACCUCCGCCUCCUCCCCCUCCCCCACCGCCGAUGAUUUGUCCUCCUACGUGUGCCCCUCCAACGUGCGCUCAGAACUGCCCUCCGAUUUGCUGCAAGCGAGGAGAUUAGAUGAAAGUUUAAGAAUUCCAUCAAUUAAACAAGCAAGCAGGUCACGAUGAAAGAUAUGGAGCAACAUGAAGCAAAAAUUGAAUUCUUUUUAUCUCAUUUAAUGGUCUGCAAAAGGACAUUUCUGUACAUACGGUAUAAACACCUAUUGCUUGGUAUCCGAGAUGGUAUUCCAACGAUGUAAUUAUUACAUUGUUUAUUUCAAUAAAGUGCUGUAGGUUACUGAAUUUUGUGGUCUUAAAAAAGAUAGAACCUCACAACCCUUAGUACACCAUAGGGUAAUGCCCCGGGCGGUUACUUGAGUUAGUUUUUGCUGAGUAUGUGCCGCUGGUCUCUCAGAACCCCUACACUAUCAUAGUCUAUUGUGUGGCCAUAUUAUAGACCUCAUCCUAGUCACUUUGGGAAAAAAGUAAUUUCACAAUCCCAACUUAGUCACUUUCUGUUUAUACAUCUACCUUACAAAGGCUUUUAACUGGGUCAUCCUGAAAUGAGCUAACACAUUUGUUAAACUUCAUGUUAAUGAGGUGUAAAUCUUUCUAUUUUUAAAUCCCAACAUACCUGAAUUUUCUUACCCCCAAAAUCCUGAAAAUGUGCGACCACAUUCUAGUAAGUCUUAUAAAAAUGCAACCCCAUAAUAGUCAAUCCAGUCGUGAAAAUGCGACCCCAUCCAGCGGCACAUAUUCAUUAGCCUACUACUAGGAAGUCCCUUCCCAUAGGGUAAUGCCCUUGGCCGGGCUAUUUAACUGAAAAUGGUUCAUUUCUGCCAUCUAACACUGCUUGCCGUACUUGAUCCUCACAAGCUGAGGGAAAAACCUUGAGGAUAAGUUGGAUGAAUCCAACUAAAAACUUUAAAUGUAUAGUCGAUUAAUAAUGUCAUACUAGUGUUGUAACCUCUGUAAACCCCUAUACAAAUCAACUGGGUUUAGAACUAAUUUUUGAUACAAACGCCUGCUCACCUUAUUUUAGUAUUAAUUUUAAACUAACGUUUUAAACAGCUCUGUGAUGAUUUUUUCAUUGGACCAUUUCACAAUUGCGUCUGAUCUGUAUGGGUGUUUAUAAUCUGUACGUCGUAUUUAAUCUAGUAUAUAAACUUUACAUUGUUAAUAAUCUUACGCAUGAUAUUCACUUGGACCUGUAGUUCCGAUAUUUCCGACACUGAGAUCGCUCCUAAGGUAAGGUAUUUUCUCGUGUGCUGCUGUUGUUAGGUUAUGGACUUUCAAUCGCCUCCCUUUCAAUAUAAACAUAACAAUGAGGACAAUUUGCAUAUAAAUAUUUAGACAUCUAGAUAUCCUGGAUUUUAAAAUUGUUUAUCCCGUCAUUGCCCAGGCGGAAAGUAUUCUUGUAGCAGAAGGCGUUUUAUAAGUUUUUGUAAAUAUGAUGGGACGUGGCUUUGCAAGAUAGCUGUGACGUCAAUAAACAUGUUCGCCGUCCAAAUUUAUGGAAACUUAAGAUUCAUUGAAAUAGUGUUGAAUUUUGCAAUCCCGUGGGUUAAGUUAUCUUACAAUCGUAAUUUAAUUUGCUGCCUUACCUAUAAACAUGCUAGACAUUUUUUUAGGAAAAUAAAACGAAAGACGUCAUUUUCCCCAUGUCAGUUACGACGUCAUAUCAUAAUCAUCAUAAUCAUCAUAUAUCAUAAGCGUCAUAUCAUAUCUAAGGCAGAAAAUGAACAGCCACAAAAAUGAAGAGAUUCUGGCUUAACAUCACUCGUCUUGUAAACAUCUAGCCUGCACCACAGACGAAACCAAACUUUGGGUUAUGUCCGUCUGCGAAACAGCGCCGAAAUUCUUGUUCUAGGUCCUCACCUGUGUACCAGGAUUUGAGUAUGCACCAUGAUUGGCCUGUUAAAAAGGCCAUUGUUGAUUUGCCAAUCAGGUUGAGAGGAAAUUCGAAACGCUUCCGGUAAUUGGUUGAGUCCCUUGGGGGCCGAGAAUAAGUAUUUCGGCGCUGUUUCGCAGACGUUACUAACAGGAGUCAGAUCACGUCUACGACGCAGGCUAGCAAACAUCUAACAACAUCGUUUGUGAGUGUUGAACACCCGAUUCCACUUCCUUGAAUCAGUCUGAGUUAAGCUGUCAAAGGCCGGGUUUGAGCGACAGUUUGUUCAAAUCAAUGGCCCUGAAAGCCCUGAAGUUGUACCAGUCUUUGCGAGUGUUUGGAUAAGUUUUUAUUACCCUCGUCUCAGAUUCUACAGUUUUUAUUUUCGUUCAGCGUUUCUUCGCCAAAAGAAACGUAGUUUGGAAAAUGAAAAUGCCUUUUCUUGUCUCGGUCUCAUAUAUUGGCCUCUUGAACAUCAGCUGCACAGAGUUCUAAGAGUUCUGAUUUUCUUCAGUGUGUCUACCAUUUUGUUAUUCUACAUUUUUCAAUUGAGUAAACAAGGCUAAUUAGGAUAGUAACAACACAGUAAUCUCUUAACUUCUGUUUAAUAAAUUUAGAUGGACGGCCAUAAACAGCUGCAUAUCAAGUACAAAUUUAAACCGAACUGAUUCCUCAUCUUCAUUCUGCCGGAAUCCUUCCCGAAGCUCUUUGAAAGUCGUUUUAGAUAGAAGAAACUAAGUGUCUCUUACGGGGGAGACUGUACGUCUACUGAACAUCGCGUUCUUGCUUCUGUAGCUGCAGGAUUCAGAAGCGUCGGAUUACUUCUACUGCUUCUUUCGGCCGCGGCCGACGGAGGUGACUUUGGCAAGCUUUUAACAUGCAUAACAUUCCAAACGUUGUUGGCGGUGUGCUCCACUCUUUUGCACUACGUCUUUGUCCUUUGAACAGAAACAGCUUCUUCCCACUAGCAACAGAUGUUCAUGAAUUAUUAUUCUCACCCGUUUGAACUAUCUUUCGCGGUUUUGGAUUGUAUUAAGCUUCAAAUUUAAAGAUAAAACAAGAAUUUUACUAAGGGUUAUUGCAAAUUUUCCUCUCUGUUAAAAGUUGCUCCAGACGACUUUUGGGUCUUGGAGGUACAAGUUCAAAUCAAAUGAAGGUUAUGUGAGCAGAAACUAUUAUUGGGACACAUUCUUUUUGGCAAACAAACCUCUCCUUGCUCCGAUUACAGCCAGGUGAGCACACAAGAAUUAAUCUUCUAUAGUAAAAACUUAGAUUCUGAAUCGGAUUACGCUCAAAAGUUAAUUUUCGAACAACUUCUUUGUCUUCUCUUUGAUCGUCAGUGAACAAAAAUUGACAAGUUAGCUGCAAUUUGUAGCUAUUUUGUUAUCAAACAUUUAUGUAAACAGAUAAACAACCCGCCACUUUCUGUGAUAAACUAUUCAAGUAACCUUUAGGAUUCAACUCAACAAUCACCGUUUUAAAAGAAAUGUCGUAAUGCAUUUCAAAAUCAAUGAUGCGUGACGUUGUUUCACUGCAAGCUUAGCUGUACGAGGAAACGAAAAAAAUAACUGGUAAGUUUGGGGGAUUUUUGUUUUAUAUUCUAAAAGAGUAUCUGAGGCGUGAUUUUUGAUUUUCAUUUCUUUUUCGUCUCUUGACACCACAAAGGAGUGCUAGUGACCAUAUUUGGUACCUGUAAAUUUCUCACUUGUAAGGUGAACUUAGCGCUUUUUUUUUGUUCGCUUCAGAUGUUCUGAAAGAUCGACAAGAUGACCCGGGUUUGGCUUGCUUCAGCGAUUUUGCUGUGCUUUGCGGUCACGCUUCUGAAGUCUGAAAAGUUAAACAAUCGUGAAUCAGGUACGCGAAAUAAGUAAUUUAUUAACCGUGAAACAAGUUAUUCCAUGCCAUAAACUUCACCCUAAAAUAUUCACUUUUUAGUCCAAUUAUUUCAUAAUGUCAUUGCUAUCGAGAUUUUGGCCAUUUCUCUAAGGAACUAUUUUAAAUACAAAAAUAUAUUGAGCAUAACUAAGAAAAAAAUUGUCAACUUUCAAGGUAGUGCUAAAAGUAAAAAAUACAAUAAUUUAGUGACUUGGGAUGUGUCCCAGAAUAGAUCUCUAAAAAAGUGGCGAACACAAAGUCCUUAACUGGAAAAAACGCAGUCUCGUUGACGGGAAACAAUCAUGACAGAAUCCUUGAUAUUUGUUAGUUGUCCUAUCUAUCUUACAGUAGUUUGUAGUUUAAUGAUAAGAGCUCACACUUACCGGACCUUGGGGCAGGUUAAGGAUCUGGCAAAUGUUAGCAAUCAAUAGCACUGACACCUGUUGGACGUAAAGAUCGAGAUCAAGAAGCCAGUAUCCAAAGCGACAAGAGCGUUGUUGAUUGUCUGGGUAGUGAUCGUAUAUAUUUACUGAGUGGUAUAGUGGUUUUCAGUGAUUCAUUUAUACGGGACCUUAAGUUUGGAUUCGGGGUACAUUUGAGUGCAAGUAUUCAAACCAAGUUUGUGUUCUUUAUAGAUAAUUAUUCGUGGAUUAAUUUUACUUCUUGAGCCGGUGAAAAACAGGAGAGUGCGAGAGAUUCUCUCGGACGAGGCAACGCAUUUAAAAAAACGAAAGAAGCCCUUCAUAGUUUCUUGUCCCUGGUUGUUCAUUAACUGUUGACAGCUGUGUUGAAUAACUUUAAUUUAUAACUAUCCAGCGGAUGUUUACCACUAAUUAUAAGGGCCUGUUUACAAGGAGGUGUGGAACCCCAGGUAGGUCAGGUCACCCGCUUAGGUGGGAUAAGAGGGCCCUAAGUAGAGAUUAAUCCGGCAAAUACUAAUAUUCACCCUUUUGAACAAAUGAAGCCUACAAGUACCUAAAGCCAAAAAUAAAUAACACGGUCGUAUUAAAGUGAAUCUGGCGGUUAGCAUUUACUUAAAUGGUCACUGUAUUUUGUCGUUAAUGUUUCCUGAUCUUUGCGUCCAAUUCGUCUACUUCACAUAAUAUUUUGUUCAGUUUCUUUUCAAAACACAUCGCAACAAAUCGUGUUACAUGAUUUACAACACAAGGCCAAGUAUCUAGGGGUAGAAACUGUUUGAAUUACAGUAAAUCCUCUAUUAAGCGCCCCCCGGCCCCCCCUCUCAAAUAAGUCCCCCAUUUUCAGGGGAAGAAUUGAAAGUUAAUAAGCCCUCCUUUUUUGGCUGAGAUUAUAAUACAUUACCACAUGAAGCAGUUUGUACGAAAAACAAUUAAAAUAAGCUACGUUUCUAAAUUUUUCUAAAUACGAUUGCUAAAAGGGGAGAAAAGACAAUCAGGAAAGAACAAAUCUUGUAUAAAUAACAGUCACCUAAGUAUGAUACAAAACUGAAUUAAACUCUGGAAGUUUUAUCCAACUGACGUCAUCUUGAAAAUGGCCUGUUGAAAACCGCUUUAGGUGGCUGGACUAGAUUUUUUAGGGAGUAUAACUCCCCGCUUUGAACGUUUACUGCGUCAGUAUUAACAAAGAUAGCGCAAAAACGUUACCACAGCUGCACUAUGUAAAGACGAAAAUUUGUUAUGAUCCAUGUUUUAUUGACAUCGAGUUACCAUGGCAACAUAAUGACGCCAUUACGUUUUUCACUUGCCUUUGUAUUUCUUGGUUCUAGUAGUUUUUUUUCAGAAAUCGCUUGUACCUCCCUUAGUUGGCUCGGUUGUAGGAAAGUUUGAACAAAUUAUAUGAGAGAGUUUUGGAAAUUAAAAACAACUGUAAGCAGAUACAGCCGGUCAGCGCGGAAAAUCGUAAGCGAAGAAGUUACACGUGAACUUGCUUACCUGGUGACUGCUUCAAAGGGUCGUGUUGCCAUGAUAGCAAAAUUUCUGGAUCUCAACAGUGUUCCGGCAAUUAUGGCAAAAAAAAAAAACGAAAAAAUUUACAUCCAUCAUUCGACAACUCAAAAGGCCGCCUCUGUCAAGGAAAAUUGUUUAGAAUCAGAAAUUUGCUACCAUGGUAACGUGACGUCACAUUUCUCCUCUCUAUUGUGCAUCAAUCAACAAAGCGGAGAAACACUUUGGGCACUUUUAAAUUUGUAAGCGCUAUUUCAUUUACUCAGGAAAGUUCAGCAGGAGUGUGCCAGCUCUGCAGCAAAUUUCUCGACUGGAAGAUGCAAGAAGCCACAUCGCAAAACCAGAAAAGGAGGAAGACGGAACUAAAGACGACAAGACUGAUGACAAAAAGAUGGAACAAAAAGCUAUCAAAGAUAAUAAAUCUGAUUCUCAAAAGGAUGGAAAGAAACAGAGCCGUAAGGAACAAGAAAUAAUGAAAAAGAUUGAGAAAAAUACCAACGAAGACGACAAAUCUAAUAACCAAAAGAAUGAAAAGAAGCAGGACGAUGAAAAGAAACACAGCCGUAAAGAGCAAGAAAUAAUAAAAAAGAUAGAGGAUGAUGUGAAACAAAUAACAGAAGACAAAACGAAGAAAGAAGAGGAUAAAAAGCAAGGAGAUGAAAAGAAGAUUGAGGACGCUAUAAGAAAGGAAGACGAAAAGCAGAAAGAGAAGCUUAAGGGUGAUACAUAGUUAAUGGCAAUGACAUAGUUAAUGACAUAUUUAAUUAGCCAGUAAUUAAGCAGAGCUAGUCGGCUAUCGUAGGGGCGGAUCCAGGAAUUUUUUAUUUUGGUUGGGGAGGGGCGGGGUCCGAACUUUGGUUCAGAAAGGACUGUUGAACUUUUCUCCUGGCAAAAUAACUUCUCACAGAGACAACCACGAAUUUCUCAGUUCGUGAAUGCCGGUCGCCGCUGCUGUUGGUCCGGAGCCCCAGAUCCUCCCCCUGGAUCCGCCACUGAAUCCAGUUAGCCAUUCAUUUAUUCAUUUAUUCAUCUAUUCAUUCCUUCAUUCAAUUAAAUCUUUAAGUCCCAAGAAUGACCAACAACGAUUUUCUCCUAAAGAUAUAAAUGCAUAACGAAGAAAAAAGAUUAUGAAGAUUACUAGAAUGGUCAGCUAAAGGAAAAUCCUUUGAUCUUUUACAGAAUUCUCUGUACUAAUUCUUCAAGGAAAUGUAUGAAGAUGAGUCUGGUGAAUUUGUAUGCGUUAUUGAUUAUCCGGCCUUCGAACAACUGGGCCCAGAUUUUAGUGUUAGUGAAAUUUAUCAUUCUAGAGGAUCUAUCACUAGCUGGCAUUAAAACAACCUUAUCAGCUCAUGUAAUUGAGUGGGUUCAUGACUGACAACUACUGGUGGCAGUUACUGACGAUUAGCGGUAACCUGAUGUCAAAUUUUAAGAUUAUUCGAAAGCAUUUUCUGAUCUCGGAUAACUUUUCACAAUUCUUUGAAGGUCUUCCAAUCAUUAUAUUAUUAUAGACAAAUAUAAUUAAACCCGUGACCGGGUCAGGGUUAGCUGAUUGUUUUCUUUUAUUCUUUCAGCCGAUCCACCACAGAAAAAUACUCGCAAGAUUCAUAAAGACGCUUCCAAACCGAACCUUAAAACACACCAAGACAAGCCAGCACCUGCUCCAGCUAGACGCCCUGCUCAGGUCCAGAGACCCGCUGUCGCACCUCGUCCCCCGUAUCCAGGGUACCAGCAUGCUCAGAGGUACCAGCCAUAUUAUCAGCACCCGUACAACACCGCCCAAGCUGGAAUGCCACCCAUGUCCCCUAUGGGCGGAGCAUGUCUACAACAAUGUUGGAAGAAGUGCACACCAAUAUGUAUCCAACACAGAUGUUGUCUGCCAGGCAUGAGUAAUCCAGGGAUGCCACUUCCUCCUCCUCCUCCUCCCGUGUACCCACCACCACCUCCGAUUCCUCCCCUCCCCCUCCUCCAAUGGUAUUUUAUCCCCUCCACCACCACCCCCCAUGCCUAUUUCCUACCCUCAGAUGCAGACGUGCCAACCAUCGUGUGCUCCAGCCUGCUGUAUGUCUGCCCCGGCCCCGGCUGUUCCUGCUCCUGCUCCUGCCCCACAACCUAAACCAGCACCUCCUAGGCCCGUUCCACCCCGGCCCAGUCCUGCUUGCAACCCUGCUUGCGCUCCACAGUGCUGCACGCCCAUGUCUUCUUCAUAUCCUGCGCCUUAUCCGGCACCUUAUCCAAUGCCAUAUCCUGCCCCUCAAGCGCCAAGUUACAUGACAAUCCCAUCCUACAGUCAGAAUUUAUGUGGCGGAUACUCUGGAUAUCCCGGAUACCCCUGCGGGACUGGCAGCCCUGCAACUACCGCCAAACCCAUUGCAACGAAGCCAAAGAAAGCCUGUGCUCCAAUGUGCCUCAAGUUCUGUCUGACAGUCUGCCCUCAGGAAUGCUGCAGUGCUAACAUAACAGGGGUGCAAGUAGUCAAACCAUCUGCAAUAACCUCUGGUGCAGUAGCCACUCCAACUCCCUCGUCCUGUCCUGCAAACUGUGCAAAAGUAUGCGCAACACCAUGUCCUCAGGUAAGGAUGAAUUAUUGAGACUUUAAGCCCCAUUUUCCAAAUAGAAUAUAACAGAAUAGAAAACUUUAUUAAUGUGUCGGAGCCGUAUAGCUUGGGAAUAACCCCAUACUAAUUUGGGGACACAAAUUCUCCAGAUUGAUCUCCGUGACAUUUCCUGGGAGACGUUUUUUGAGAGAACUGAUAAACGAUCAAGGCAUUUCCCCUUAUGUGAUCAUUCUAUUAAUCAUAACUAUAACAAAAUUCUCAAAUCUGAUUGGUUCUCAACUGCCCUGAUUUCAGCCUUAAUAGGACAGUUUAAUAGGACAGUACGCGUCAUGCCUAAGUAAUUGGACAGUACGCGCCAUCAAGCGCGCGCUUAAAUGGCUUUUUCUUUUUCAUUGCUAGCGGAAAUAUCUUAGAAUUUCUUGUGUUUUGAUUUUAAAAGAGCCCUAUAUAUCACAAAUUUUGUUAAAGUUAUGAUUAAUUGGUAACAGAACUUCGUGUCGUUCAAUUCGGUCUGUAAUUAUACUCCAUACUCCUGAUUAAACAAAUCAGACUCCCGCUACGCGGUCGUCCGAUUUUGUUAAUCACUCGAAUGAUUACAGACCGAAUUGGACUCCACUCAGUCCUGUUACCAUUACUAAUUGACCACUCCAGAAAAUACCAUAACAUACCAUAAUGCUGGUCACGUAAAGGGUUAAACAAAUCGGUCAGUAGCAGGUGGGAAUACACGGGCAGGCCGUACCGGUCAAUCUAAAAAAUAAGAUAGGCUUUUUAAAGAGUUUCUUCAACACUUGUCAAUGUUGUGCAUACUAUUUAACCCUUUACGUCUCAAGAGCAAAAGACCGAAAUAAUCUUCUCCCAAAGAUAAUGUAAUGACAGUGACAUCGUGGAAAGACAUUUAAAACGGCUCCUAAGGCUGCAUCUACCCACUUCUCCCUGUCACACCAUUCUUAAUUAUAAGUUCACUCGGUUGUAAGCCGCAAGCUAGUCUAAACGUUUUGUGUGAAGCAGAGAAAAUGAGAGACAUCUGCACACUUAACAGUAUACUAAUCAAGUUUCAUCAGGAAAUUUUAAGUAAAACCGGCUUUCCUAACUCAAAACGAUUUUUACUUUUUGAUAGAGUUGUUGUACAUCUGGUACUCAGUCUCCCGUCACAAAACCUUCAGUGGCCCCUACGCCAACAAAAACCUCAGGAACGCGUGAGUACCAUCCAUGCUCUUAUAUUAAGCAGUGGUGGAUCCAGGGGAGGGGACCGGGGGUCCGCCCCCCCCCCCCUUAUUGUUAGACCAAACUGAGGCCGAAGGGCCGAAAAAAAGGGUCUGGAGGACCAGGCCCCCUUCCCCCCUCCCUAUCUCAAGUUCUGGAAUCGGCAGUGUUUAGGAUAUGUUAAACAGGGGAAUAUUUUGUGAUUGGUCUACUUCACACCCUCGAUUUUCUCAUUACUUGUUUCGUGUAUUGUAAGCCGGUGGAGAUUGAUUGAUCCUGGGUUAAACCUUUCUUGUAAUCCGUUCUAUGUAAAAAAAAGUUUAUUGUAUGUGAACGUCAACCAACUUUUAUCAUUUUAAUUUGAAUUAGUAAAGCUUACUGACAACGUUCUUUAAAAAGGACACGGUCCCUCCUAGAGAAGGGCCUGCCUUGUAUAGAGACCAGAAAAUGUAGAUAGGAAGCCACUAACUCCAAACUGUAACGGUAAAGAAAGUUUGUAUCUAUCGAUGUUUCUAGAUAACUGACCACCUACCCCUCCCCUAAGUCACAGUUUUGCCCUUAGUGAGAAUUAAGUGUUAGUGAUGACUUAGGGGAGUGGUAGGUAGUCACUUACCCAGAUAUUUCAUCUGCUCCAAAUGUUUUCUUUUUCAUAGCUAAACCAACGCCAAAACCGACAACACCAGCGCCAGUGACUUGCCAGUCACCCAUAUGUUCAAGUCCUCAGACGUGUCAACAAACAUGUCCCAAACCUGUAUGUUGUCAACGAUUUAACGACAUGGUAGAUGGCUGUCUGCCAAUCUGUUUUAAGAAAUGCGCACAAGUGUGUCCUAGGCGUUGCUGUGGUCCUCAUCCGCCAUUGGUUAAGCGCAUUGGACAACGCAUUGGACAACGCAUUGGACAACGCAUUGGACAACAGCCAAAGUUGAAUGACAUUUCGUUAAGUGGGUGUCCGAAGAUUUGCGCUGAUAUCUGUGCUCUGGAGUGUCCUCAUAGGUGUUGUGGCCCGGGUUCCCUGAAAAGGUCCUUCAUACCAAGAAGGACGCCUCAGCUAGCUUACAUGAAGAAUAACUAUGCCUAUGCAGCAAAACGGUUUCAGGUGCCUUUAUCACGUUACAGUAAGCCACGUGGAUUUAGCUUGAAGAAAAAACGGCACGUAAUGCACUAAUAAGCACUUUUCAAUACUCUUGGGUGGUCUUCGCUAAUUAUCUGGGGUACUCGUAAGUACUUCGACGACAAAAAAACUUGAGAAGCAAUGAGAUUUGCUUAGGCAAGUAUCACUUUUGGAUAACGCCGGCGGAUUUCAGUUAAAUACCACUUCUUGCUGCCGAUACCAACUGGUGAUCAACACAUUGCCAACCUAAACGUAUUACUUUUGUACUGUCUUAGUUGACAUCGCCGUCGACUUUGCUUAAGGUCGGUAAUGGCCUAUACGGGGAGGCUCCGCCCGAAAGGGGUAUCUAUUUUAGGCUUCAAACAUAUGAAAGGGCAGGGAUUAAUAGUUGAAGCAUAUUAAAGGGUAAAGAAAUCUGUCAUUUCGGUCUCUAAAAAUGACCAAAGGGGC
Porites lobata is the source of this 15188-nucleotide messenger RNA. NCBI's taxonomy places the organism in Eukaryota, Metazoa, Cnidaria, Anthozoa, Scleractinia, Poritidae. The record is from the annotation of a GenBank genome assembly.